Molecule: messenger RNA, 693 nt
Organism: Gryllus bimaculatus (two-spotted cricket)
Lineage: Eukaryota; Metazoa; Arthropoda; Insecta; Orthoptera; Gryllidae
Source: the annotation of a GenBank genome assembly
AUGCUCGGCCAAUAUCGAACCCAUGACAUACCGAAGGGGAAACUCCGGUUGGAGCGCGAUAACGAGUACGGAGCUGAGCGGAUCAUCAAGCUGGUUGCAUCAAGCUACGCGGAAAGCCAGAUGCCGUUCACCAAUCUGCCUCCAUUGUGUUUCACUCCAACUGUCAAUAGGUCCAGAGUUAUACGCAGUCUUGUUUGGUUGCGCCAGAGGCGCAACUUUCUGGCGAGUCUCCGUGGAACGCGUGCCUCGGAAUGGUUACCACCGUGGUGGUCUACCCUCCGGCUUCUCCGCAUUCGCCAAUCCUCUGCCCAUCCCUCGCAAAUAUGGGGACCACCCAAAAUCAUGUGUUCUUUGCGCCUGAACUACCAGUUUGUUCAUUGCGGCAUCUCGACGCUGGUGAGCUGCGCGCAGCUGGACGAGCUGCCCGAGCUGCCGGCGCACGACGAGGAGCGGCUGCAGCGCGCGGCGCAGCUGCUCCAGCAGCGGCUCAUCCUGCGCCAGUGGCUGGGCCAGCACAGCCUGCAGCACCACUACCAGAGGGCGCCCGGCUACGAAUCUUGCCUGAAAGAGGCAAGAGAAAUUUGUAGCUUCAACAGUGCAGUAGCCUGUGUCAGUCUCUGUGCCUGGCGCAAUAGAGAGUCUGCUGUGGAUAUGGGUUGUGCUGAUGUGACAGUAAUGGCAUUCGUGCUGUGA